This is a messenger RNA of Neomonachus schauinslandi (Hawaiian monk seal), 348 nucleotides long. Its product is annotated as 60S ribosomal protein L30-like. Gene Ontology annotation, molecular function: RNA binding; structural constituent of ribosome. The coding region runs from base 1 to 348 and encodes 115 amino acids. Lineage: Eukaryota; Metazoa; Chordata; Mammalia; Carnivora; Phocidae. Gene Ontology annotation, cellular component: cytosolic large ribosomal subunit. The record is from RefSeq and is a predicted model, not a curated record. The transcript has a single exon.
AUGGUGGCCACAAAGAAGAUGAAAAAGUCACUGGAGUCGAUCAACUCCAGGCCCCAGCUUGUUAUGAAAAGUGGAAAGUAUGUGCUGGGGUACAAGCAGACUCUGAAAAUGAUCAGACAUGGCAAAGUGGAACUGGUCAUCCUCGUGAACAACUGCCCAGCCUUGAGGACAUCUGAAAUAGAAUACUACGCCAUGUGGGCCAAAACUGGUGUCCAUCACUACAGUGGCAAUAAUAUUGAAUUCGGCAAAGCAUGUGGGAAAUACUACAGAGUACGCACACUGACUAUCAUUGAUCCAGGUGAUUCUGAUAUCAUUAGAAGCAUGCCAGAACAGACUGGUGAAAAGUAA